Messenger RNA from Prorocentrum cordatum, 743 nucleotides. The record is from the annotation of a GenBank genome assembly. Lineage: Eukaryota; Dinophyceae; Prorocentrales; Prorocentraceae.
UCUCGACGGCAACGGCGUGGUGGACUUCAAGGAGUUUAGCCGCCUCAUCAAACAGGCCGUCGACGUGGCGGCGGAGCUGGAGGACAAGGACCGGGUCUGCGGGUACAAGAUCGGGAGUACCGUGCUGCUCAUGAUUAAGGUGGAGGGCCUGAAGGACAAAGAGGAGGGCAUCGUGGUGGGCCCAGGCACCCAGCCGGACACCGUCAUGGUGCGCUUCGGCAGGCCUGGGCUCGUGGCCGCCCGGCAGAGCUUGAGCCUCAAGCCGACGCAGAUCAGGCCGCAGAAGCCAUGAGAGUGAGUGAUAGGCUGUGUGGCAGCUCGGCCAGGGUUUAACUCGCCUUGCCGAAGCACAGACCUUCGAGCAGCUCACUGAACACCGCCAGGCCUGGCAUUACGUCAAGGCAGCCAGCCGCUCAUGCUGCCAUGCCCCGCCUCCAAGAACCCCUCCCUGCCCCACCGCGCUGCCGACGCCGCGCGGCACCGUGCGAGCCGCUGGCGCCAGCUGAGAAUUCACAGUCGGGCCGCUGAAGAAGGAAGCCUUUUCGUCGGGGAGGGGCUCUGCGUCGAGGAUGUCUGGGAAUCCGGCCGCGUGUGCCUCCCAGCUUCCCAGCAGCUGCUCCCCGACCUCCUGGUGGGCACUCUGCGCCUUUGCACACGCAGAGCGGCCAGCGCCGCCGGCCAGUUUUUGCCGGGCGGACCGCGUCUCAGACUCGGGCCGAGGGUGCCGUGGGAGCGAGGAGGGG